UCGGCUCGCCGUAGCCGCCCGGUGCUGGAGGUCGGGCAUGCUCAGCACCCGGACGAUGCCAAAUGCUCCUCUGGCGCCGAAAAGAGCUGGAUUAACAUGAAAUUACAACGACAUGUGGCACGCGUAAUUUAUUAAACCUUGCUUCCCCUAAAGCAAUAACCUACAAACUGAUAAAAGGCGCGAAGGAGAUACAAAGCAGGGCGGGAAAGGGUCCGUCCGGUUUGUCCUACAAAGGCGACCGAGCGGCUGACAGGAGGGCCUGGCCCGGGGAGCACCGAGGACGAGGACGACCUCCAGAGCGCUGCAUGAGGAGUAAAGAGCCCUCACACACGGACCAGACAUGAGGAAAGACGUGAGGAUCCUGCUGGUUGGAGAGCCCAAGGUGGGGAAGACAUCACUGAUUAUGUCUCUAGUCAGUGAGGAGUUUCCUGAUGAGGUUCCUUUAAGAGCUGAAGAGAUAACCAUCCCCGCUGAUGUCACCCCAGAGAGGGUGCCCACACACAUUGUGGACUACUCGGAAGCAGAACAGUCGGAAGAGCAACUUUAUCAAGAAAUCUCCAAGGCAAACGUUAUCUGCAUAGUUUAUUCAGUAAAUAACAAGAAGUCAAUUGAAAAGGUGACAAGCCAUUGGAUUCCCCUCAUAAAUGACAGAACGGAUAAAGAUAGCAGGGUACCAUUGAUUCUUGUGGGAAACAAGUCUGACCUGGUGGAGCACAGCAGCAUGGAGACCAUCCUACCAAUCAUGAAUCAAUACCAGGAUAUUGAGACCUGUGUAGAGUGCUCUGCUAAAAACCUGAAGAACAUCUCUGAGCUGUUCUACUACGCCCAGAAAGCCGUUCUCCACCCGACAGGACCUUUGUACUGCCCGGAGGAGAAGGAGUUGAAAGCUUCGUGCAUUAAGGCGUUAACAAGAAUAUUUAAAGUGUCGGACCUGGACAAUGAUGGGAUCCUUAAUGACAACGAGCUCAACUUCUUUCAGAGAACGUGUUUCAAUACGCCUCUGGCACCCCAAGCCUUAGAGGAUGUGAAGAACGUGGUCAGGAGGAACAUGACUGAUGGAGUUAAGAACAACGGACUCACUCUCAAAGGAUUCCUGUUCCUGCACACACUCUUCAUACAGCGAGGUCGACACGAGACCACAUGGACAGUGCUGAGGAGGUUCGGUUACGAUGACGACCUGGAGCUCACACAGGAAUACCUUUUCCCCAUGAUAAAGAUGCCGCCAGACUGCACCACAGAGCUCAACCACAACGCUUACCUCUUCCUUCAGAGUGUCUUUGACAAGCACGACAAAGACAGGGACUGUGCGCUGUCGCCGGAGGAGGUGAAGGACUUGUUCAAAGUGUUUCCCUACAUGCCAUGGGGCCCAGACGUCAACAACACGGUGUGCACUAACGACCAGGGAUGGAUCACAUACCAGGGAUACCUCUCCCAGUGGACGUUAACAACAUAUUUGGAUGUGCAGCGGAGUUUGGAGUAUUUAGGAUAUCUCGGCUACUCCAUCAUAUAUGAGCAGGAGUCCCAGGCUGCUGCUAUUACUGUGACCCGUAACAAGCGCAUUGAUCUACAGAAAAAACAGACCCAGCGCAGCGUCUUCCGCUGCAACGUGCUGGGAGCACGGGGCAGUGGGAAGAGCGGCUUCCUCCAAGCUUUCCUUGGCAGGAACCUGCAGCGACAACGGAGGGUCAGAGAAGACCACAAGUCCCUCUAUGCCAUCAGUACGACUUAUGUUUACGGACAGGAAAAGUACCUUCUGCUCCACGAGGUGAUGCCGGACUUUGACUUCCUUUCAGAGGAAGACCUGGCCUGUGACGUGGUCUGCCUGGUGUACGACAUCAACAGUCCCCGCUCUUUUGAGUACUGUGCUAAAGUGUACAAGCAAUAUUUCAUAGACAGCAAGACGCCGUGUGUGGUGAUUUCUGCCAAGUCAGACCUGCACGAAGUGCGGCAGCACUACAGCCUCUCACCGCACGAUUUCUGCCGUAAACACAAGCUCCACCCACCACAGCCAUUCACAUGCAACACGACCGACGCACCCGGCAAGGAAAUCUACACCAGACUCACCACCAUGGCCAUGUAUCCCCACGCCCGCCUCCGCUGCAUGUGUUCCUGCAACAGAUGCACUUAUUGCCUGUGUCAGAACCUCCUCAAGUUGGAGCUGCUGCGCAGUCUUAAAGCCCAACUCCGCAGGGUCGUUUACAACAGGCACAUGGCUCAGGCGGACCUGAAGAACUCCACCUUCUGGCUGCGAGCGAGUGUCGGUGCCACAGUGUUUGCCGUGUUGGGCUUCGCCAUGUACAGAGCUCUUCUCAAGCAGCGGUGAUGGGCCAGCACGAGAAGGCUUUUCUCCUCCUUGGUCCUCUCUGUUGACUGUAGCCCUUCCCUUCCCUACCUGAAUGACUCAAAGACUGACGAACCACAGACCAGGCCAGGCCUAUCGCCUCAAACCCCAUCGCCACAUCAUCCCUCUGUCACAAUGCAACAUGAGCAAGAAACAAACGCGUAAUGGGUGUAUUUUAUAUCAGAGUGUGGUUUCUAUGUAUGCUGUGGGGUAAGGGGCACUUGUCAAUCACUCAAUUUGCAGUUUGUAAAUGCAGACGAUCUGUGAUCUUUUGGUCUAGUCGGUCUGAAAUUAGUAGUUACUGGAUUACAUCAUCUGAUCCAGUCCUCUUUUCCUCAGGUUAGCACAAUUAGAUAUCUGAAGACCACCAAACAGAUAAACUUGAAUCUGUUUAUAGUUAUAUAAAUGCAGUAUAUUAUGUAUGUAUGUAUGUACUCAAGAAUUGUAGGACCUGUAGACAGCAUCACAUGGCAGAAGCAACACCAACAGCAGAAUUUAGGACAAACGCCACCUCAUUAACACUAGAAAGGUCAUGGAUGUCAUGCUUUUGUUUAAUUUGUGUGUUAAUUUAUUAACCCGGUUUCAUGUUCAUUUUUGAGUGCUCCGCAUGACAGAUUUUUCAUGUAUUUUUGUAUUUAGUAUUAUCAAUGCUACCUUCAUGGCUUAAGGUUUAUGAUUGAUUUUUAUUUUUCUGGUAAUCAAAUAAAGCUUUGCCCCUUCAUUAAAUUGUCAUGGUGGCUCCAUGGAGCAAGAGUCUGCGAUUAACAAAAGCUUUUCAGCACACCUCUCUGACCUUAAAAGUAUGAACGCGUUUCUUGUCAUUCUUCUUUUCCAACAUUUACAAUAAAGAAGUGUAUCAUCCGGCAAA
This is a messenger RNA of Cololabis saira (Pacific saury), 3209 nucleotides long. RefSeq names its product ras homolog family member T1a (gene rhot1a). Lineage: Eukaryota; Metazoa; Chordata; Actinopteri; Beloniformes; Belonidae. Gene Ontology annotation, biological process: small GTPase-mediated signal transduction; mitochondrion organization; regulation of mitochondrion organization. Gene Ontology annotation, molecular function: GTP binding; calcium ion binding; GTPase activity. The record is from RefSeq and is a predicted model, not a curated record. Gene Ontology annotation, cellular component: mitochondrial outer membrane. The transcript is spliced from 20 exons. Bases 341 to 2323 code for a protein of 660 amino acids.